Molecule: messenger RNA, 1790 nt
Organism: Gossypium arboreum
Lineage: Eukaryota; Viridiplantae; Streptophyta; Magnoliopsida; Malvales; Malvaceae
Product: triose phosphate/phosphate translocator, non-green plastid, chloroplastic
Exons: 10
Coding region: 237-1460 (407 amino acids)
Biological process (GO): transmembrane transport
Cellular component (GO): Golgi apparatus; membrane
Molecular function (GO): antiporter activity
Source: RefSeq, a predicted model, not a curated record
CAAAUGGAGCAGUAAAAGGUGAGGGUAAGCUUUUUUUGUCCUUAAGCAUACUGUAAUUCUCAUAGUCUUCCCUGAGUUCUCACUGUCUCAGGGACUGCAAGGGAAGUAGCACAACACUACAAACUCGCUGCUUCCAACAACCCCCUUUCUUUCUUGACGGAUUCCCCCAAGCUAAUUUCAUUUCUCUCCAUAAAUCCCCCCUUCAGAUCUCUCAUCAAAUUAUAACCACCAGCACCAUGCAAAGUGCAGCUUUUUCUUUACCCUCUCCUUCUUCACAUCCUUAUCUGAAGCCCCGGAAUUUCGCUUCCAAUCCUACAUUUUAUCCUAUUCACGUCGCUUCCAAAGGUCGUGAUUUUUCUGAUUCUGCCAAUGCCAUCUCCAUUCCUUCUUUCCCUAAGCGAUCCUGGUCUCUCUCUUCCUCCUCGCCUUUUCCUCUCAGGGCCUGGACCUCCGGUCCUUCUCUUUCUAAACCCAGUCCCCUUCAACUUAGAGCAACGGCGGCCGAGAAUGCCGGUGAAGCCGGAAAGUCAGGUAGCUUGCUUAAGACAUUGGAGCUUGGUUUGCUGUUUGGAUUAUGGUACAUUUUCAACAUCUACUUCAAUAUCUACAACAAACAGGUUCUGAAGGCCUUCCAUUACCCUAUAACUGUCACUGCAAUUCAGUUUGCUGUUGGGACAAUACUUGUUACUAUAAUGUGGACUUUUAAUUUGUACAAGAGACCAAAAAUCAAUGGUGCUCAGCUUGCCGCUAUUCUGCCACUUGCUGUGGUGCAUACCUUGGGCAACCUCUUUACGAAUAUGAGUCUCGGAAAAGUGGCUGUUUCGUUCACUCACACGAUUAAAGCUAUGGAGCCAUUUUUCUCUGUUGUGCUUUCUGCAAUGUUUCUAGGAGAGUUGCCAACUCUUUGGGUAGUUGCUUCCCUUGUACCAAUUGUUGGAGGAGUUGCACUUGCAUCUGUCACUGAGGCCUCUUUCAAUUGGGCUGGAUUCUGGACUGCAAUGGCUUCGAAUUUGACAAACCAGUCUCGUAAUGUUCUCAGCAAAAAAGUCAUGGUUAAUAAAGAGGAGUCGAUGGACAACAUUACCCUCUUCUCAAUAAUAACAAUUAUGUCUCUUAUCUUGCUAUCCCCUGUGGCUAUCUUCAUGGAGGGUGCCAAGUUUACCCCUGCCUAUUUGCAAUCUGCUGGUUUGAAUGUUAAAGAAGUUGUUGUAAGAUCUCUACUCGCUGCUCUUUGCUUCCAUGCCUAUCAGCAGGUUUCGUAUAUGAUAUUGCAAAGGGUAUCCCCUGUUACUCAUUCCGUAGGCAACUGUGUGAAGAGGGUGGUUGUUAUUGUCAGCUCUGUUCUAUUCUUCAAAACACCUGUCUCACCUAUUAACUCUCUCGGCACUGGAAUUGCUCUUGCUGGAGUGUUCUUGUACUCAAGGGUGAAGCGCAUAAAGCCCAAAACCAAGGCAGCUUGAAAGUUUAGCCGGUUUUGAUCAGUGACAUGUGGCAUUCUCCCCCACCCAUUCUAGCAACACCGUUGUCGCGUCCUCAGGAUGACAUUGGUUUGACUCAUCUCAAAACGGUUUCGAUGCCUCGAUUGAUUGCCAACUACUCUCUAUUAGGUAGUUUUACCUCUUGAAACAUUUGCCUCGGCUUAUGUCUUUGUUGCCGCCUAACUUGCACUGUAUUUUUCUCUUGUACAUCUUGAUUGUAAGAGGUCACCGCUUUUACUUGCCCCUGUUAUGACUUGUCUCGAUCGGGAUCCUAUUGAUUUACACAAAUAAGCUUAGGCAUGCCUUAUUGAA